CCUGCUCAACACAAUGGACGUAUCGCAAGACAUACCAAGGCCCCCGCGGUUCCUAUGUGAUCUCUACGACAUCCCAUCGGAGUCUACCCUCUUCACGACUACGACGGGACGCUUGAGGAGCUCCGGCAAGGCUCGCCCAUACGUUACGCUCACCUUCGCCCAGAGCUCCGAUGCGAAGAUCGCAGGCCCGGGCGGUACGCAGGUCGCGCUGAGCGGCGAGGAGAGUAUGCUUAUGACACACUGGAUGAGGACCAUGCAUGACGCGAUCCUCGUAGGGAUCGGGACGGCGCUGAACGACGACCCCCAGCUGAAUGUCAGACAUCUCCCGCCUCUCCCUGCCGGUACCCGCCUAAAAUAUCACCUUCCCCGCCCGGUUAUCCUCGAUGCGCACCUCCGUCUGCGACCGGACUGCAAACUCCUGAAGAAUUACCAAGCCUCAAAUGGACGGCGGCCCUGGGUCUUCUGCUUACCCACGGGUAGUCAAGACGAAGGAUUCAUCGCCAGAGCAGAGACGCUGCGCAACGCCGGCGCGCGUAUAUUCGAGGUCCCCGGGGACGGCGAAUCCCUGUCACUCCCAGCGGUUCUCACAGUCCUGUAUGACAAUUGGAUCGAGUCUGUCAUGGUCGAAGGUGGCGCGAAGGUCAUCAACUCGUUCCUGAACCUCGCGCGGGAGGAGGACGUUGUGGAUACGCUGAUUGUCACCCAAGCGCCUGUGAGGUUGGGGGAGGAUGCCGUUGGGUAUGGCACGAACAUUUUGGCUGGCGGGGGGGCGGCGCUUCCUGACAUGGUGCAUGUUGCGACGGCGAAGAUGGGUCCUGAUAAUGUGGUAGCGUUUAAGAGACACCGAUCUUGACCCACACCCUGCACCUCCCAUCGUGGAUGCUGCGCAAGUGCAGCGGUCGCUGAGGUAUCUAGUGACGGACUUGGCUAUGGGGGACCUACAUCCGCGAGUAGAUACCUCGAGCAGGGUCCGAACUCAGAGACAACUUAUAAGUACGUGACGGGAUAUAACGAACUUGCUUAUUUACACUGGCUCCUGAUGGAAGCCAGAGGCUGCAGCUAUAGAACGGGUUUCUCGCGGUCG
Molecule: messenger RNA, 1084 nt
Organism: Gloeophyllum trabeum ATCC 11539
Lineage: Eukaryota; Fungi; Basidiomycota; Agaricomycetes; Gloeophyllales; Gloeophyllaceae
Product: dihydrofolate reductase
Exons: 5
Coding region: 14-853 (279 amino acids)
Biological process (GO): riboflavin biosynthetic process
Molecular function (GO): 5-amino-6-(5-phosphoribosylamino)uracil reductase activity
Source: RefSeq, a predicted model, not a curated record